Molecule: messenger RNA, 792 nt
Organism: Cooperia oncophora
Lineage: Eukaryota; Metazoa; Nematoda; Chromadorea; Rhabditida; Trichostrongylidae
Source: the annotation of a GenBank genome assembly
AUGAAAGGGCGCGAUAUCUUGGUAGGCCCGUUAGAGAGGGAAGCAAAAAUGCAUUAUAAAACCCUUCCCAAGGAUGUCCGAAACGGGAAUGAAGAGAAGGCUGAAAGUAGACGGGCCGGAAGAGCAAGCCAAAGCUGUGAGAAAACUCCAAACAAUACGGAAAAAGAAGAUCAGUCCGUCUUACAGUUCUGUCUAGAGUUUAAACGUUGUCGUUUAAAGCGUAUCCAAAUGCUGAUAAUCACAAAUUAUCGCUCAUGCGGGCAGAGAUUCGCAAGAGCAACUGAGCCAUUGGACAGAAGCAAUACAGUUCCCAGAGAUAAUGGAGUCAGAAACCAGUGGGAAGGUUCACGAGAAAAUGAAACCGCGUUGAGAAUGGAGCGUUUGAGGGAAAACAGUUCGCUCGACAAGGCACACAGGCGUCACUGGGAUUUCAGGGCAAAGGCUCCACUCCAAGGCAUGAACGACGGUAAGAAAUGCGGUGGACGCGCACCACAAAGGAGCCAUAAGGACGUGCACUGUGCGAACUGUGGCAAAAGGGGCUAUGAAGCGCAAGACUGCUGGAGCAAGGAAAGCGAUAGGCAGGCAUGCGACCAUGGACUCAUGGUGCUGCAGAUAGCCAUAAUACCGCUUGAAAUUUUGAAGAGAGCAAGGGAUCGCGGACAAGACAUGGGCCGUUUAUGCACACAUGUACCACUUCCUGAUGUCAACGCAUACGAUGCAUCAGGGAACAAGAUGGACCUCUUGCUGAACCUAGGCAUUGAAGGCAGCGGAGAACACCCAGUAAGGGCGUAA